GCCACCGCCUGACCAAGUUGUUCGAAACCGCGACUGGGUGCCUGGUCAACACCUUCUCUAUUCAUUUCUUGUACAUCUUCUAAAGCUUGGAUUAUCAUGUUUUACUCAGAAGCUAUUUUAUCGCGCCGUGGGCCACUGGCCAAAGUAUGGCUCGCCGCGCAUAUGGAGAGAAAACUCUCCAAAACACAGACACUACAGACGGAUAUUGAGCAGGCAGCGGAUGCCAUCAUGGGACAGGAGGUUGAAGUCAUGGCACUACGUUUAAGCGGACAGUUAUUGCUCGGUGUUGUUCGAAUCUACAGUCGUAAAGCGAAAUAUCUAUUGGAUGAUUGUAACGAGGCGCUGCUCAAAAUCAAGAUGGCAUUCCGCCCAGGUGUUGUUGAUAUGACGGAAGAUCAACUGGCUGUCAACCGCAAUGCCAUUACACUUCAAAGCGGCAAUCUUGACCUGGACGUUUUGCUUCCAGAUAUCAAUUGGGACAUCGAUUUUGAGGACCGUAUUGCUGAACCUCAAGGUCAUCAUGUCGCCCGGCAAGCAGAUAUUACUCUUCAAACCGCCGACGACCUGCAAUUUGACCUUGAUGAUCCUGGCUACGGUUUUGAUCUUGGCCCAUCAGAUGGUAUCGGUUCACAGGACUUUGGGGAGCUUGAUCUUGGUCUCGACUUUGGAGACGGACCGGUCAGUGUUAUCGACGGGAGCGUAGAAGUUGGUCGUGAUGCCCCGACUCCACGAAGUGCCAGAGAGUCGUUAGAUUCUAGAAUGAUGGGAAAAGGUGGAGAGGGUGAAGAUUUCUUCUCGAACAGAAGUAGAGAACCUUCCGAACAUCCGUUUGGCGCCGACAUGGAUGUGGACAUGGGUUUUGGUCCAGACAUGGGAGGUAUGGACAUUGACUUGGGUAUCGAUUUCGGGGACCGCCCCUUGAGCGAUCGUGAAAAGACUCCCGAACAAACCAGGUCUCCUUCUCGAAUGUCCUCUCCGCUCACCGAGCCUCCGCCAACACCGCCACCUGACCUUCUCCUCACACCAAAGGCAGCUGCACAAGAAUUAGCUGACGAUACAGUCGCUGCAAAGGCCAAGCGCAAGCCCAAAGAAAAGAAGCAAAUCAUUGAUUCUGUUACUGAGCUCACCGAUGGCCCCGGAGCCAGAGCUGGUCGUGGUCUAGGCGCGCCCGUUAUCAAGGAUGUCAGUGAUAUUCUUGCAGAGCAUCCAUCUCUCCCUCGUUCCGCGAUUGUCAUGCGGCUCAUGGAGAUCCGCGAGGAUCCCCUUGCCUACUUCCUUCCCACCAAAGUUACGCCAGAAGGCACUUUCUUCCUCGCCGGGCCCCCUGGACUGGCACCUGAACUAUCCGACUUGUUCAUGCGUCCUCUACAGACCGGCCUCCCAUCGAAAAAGAGGGGUGCAUCUCCUGACAAGGCAGGGAGGAAGAAGCCUAGGGUUGAGGGGAGCAUACAUGAAGAUGAGCAGGUCGAACAGGCUCGGCGGGAUGCCAGUAUUGCUCCGAGCAUCGCACUUGCUAGUGAAGCUCUUGGCGGUCGUGCCAGUAUGGCUCCGGACGGUGGCUUUGAUUUUGGCGACAUGACGGGCGGUUUGGACGAAUUUCAGAUGGACGUUGGUGGCGAAUUCCCGGUGGCACAUGACGAUUUGGGAUUGCAACAAGACAAAGGUGCCGCAACGGAACAAAGUCGAUCGUCCACGCCAGCUGUCGACGGUGAAGAAGGUGAAGAGACCUAUGCUGAUCUGACGUGCCCUAUCGCGUCUUUCGAUGUGCGGCCCUCGCCCACUCAGGCUCAGGAGGCUGCUGGUGACGGCGAAGGCACAGGAUACAGCAAAAAUACAGUAAAAGCUCUCGGCAUCAUUCGCAAGGAGCUGAAACCCGAAGACCGCGAGGAUGACGAGGAGCGCGUUAUGAGCUUCCGCAGGAUGACGGAGAAAGCUUCUCGGCGUGCUGCAUCUGCCUUCUUCUUCGAGCUUCUUGUCCUCGGAACACGAGACUGCGUAAAAUUGUCGCAGAGCGCCGCCUUUGAGAAUAUCGAAGUCCGCGCAAAGGACAAAUUAUGGGAGCGCCAGCGGCACGGGUCUGUCGCUCCAUCUAUUGCAUCUGCCACAGUAUUCUAAGUGUAUUUAUCUUGUUUUCCUUUUGAUUUUUCAGAUCUUGAUUUCACGACUAUCUACGAUGUGAUACUAGGAUUUUUCAUCAGUUUAUUCUAUCUCGUUAGCUCGUUACACCAAGCUUUCUAUCUUUUGUUCUCUGUAGCUUUCCUGAUUUAUACUGUAUCUUCCUAUACAUCCUAGAUUUGUUUGCCUCGAUUUGUAUGUUUCCGUGACCUACUCACCAACAAGAAAUCAAGAAUACAGUCAUAAACAA
Messenger RNA from Suillus subalutaceus, 2365 nucleotides. RefSeq names its product Rec8 like protein-domain-containing protein. The coding region runs from base 97 to 2115 and encodes 672 amino acids. The transcript is spliced from 6 exons. Gene Ontology annotation, biological process: replication-born double-strand break repair via sister chromatid exchange; mitotic sister chromatid cohesion; synaptonemal complex assembly. Gene Ontology annotation, molecular function: protein binding; chromatin binding. NCBI's taxonomy places the organism in Eukaryota, Fungi, Basidiomycota, Agaricomycetes, Boletales, Suillaceae. Gene Ontology annotation, cellular component: cohesin complex; synaptonemal complex. The record is from RefSeq and is a predicted model, not a curated record.